AGAUUCCACUCUAGGUCUCCGAUAAUAUAUACCAUUAUCAGCUCACCUUAUAUAUCUUUCUCCUUUCAUUCAUAUUCCCAUUCCCAUUCCCAUUCCCAGUCUUAGUUCCUUCUCUCUCCGACUCCUCUUUCACCAUGAGUUUGAAACCUCAAACUAUCCUCCCCAAAACAACGCUCUUUCUCCCACUCCUGGAAUCCCAUUCCAGAAGGUCUUUCCCGAGCACAACACCUUCUCCACUUCCACCUCUUCUAUUCCUCCACCGCAGCUCCCUUCGCCUCCCCAACAACCCUCGUUCCAAGGUUGUUCAAGGGCUCCGAUUCGAUGGUCCUGUAAUGGAGAUUAACGAGAUUUUGGAAAUGGAGGACGGAGAAUUUGAAAUGGAGACUUGCAUUACGCGUACUCUGCCUCCGGCUUUGACGCUUGACCAUGGGCUUGACAGAAUCAAAGAAGCUGUGGAGAAUUUAAAGCUCAAUCCUCCUCCCACUUCUGCCUCUAGCGGAUUCUUCAGGUUUCAGGUAGCUGUGCCUCCUAGUGCGAAAGCUUUUAAUUGGUUUUCCUGUCAGCCAGAGUCGUCUUCUGUAUUUCCUUUGUUUUUCAUAUCUAAGGAUACAAAUGAGCCGAGUUACAAGUCUCUGGUUUUGAAUGAAACUCGUGGGGUCUUUGGGAUUGGUGCUGCUGUUUACUUCAAGCGAAAUUCUUCUGGCGCCUCAGGAAAGAAGAAUAGGCCCAAAAGAUAUAUCUCAAAUGAAUCAUCACCAAUAAUGGCUUAUGGUUUUGUGGAUUUUGAUUUCAACAAAGAAUUGUCUGUCAUGGAACAUCAGGCAGAAUCUUAUUACUUCUUCAUUCCUCAGAUUGAGUUAAAUGAGUGUGAAGGUGUUUCUAUUUUAUCAGCAACACUUGUGUGGUGUAAUUAUUCCUUUUCUACAUUUGAGGAAGCCCUAAAUUCUUUUGAAUUGUCUCUUAUCCAGGCUUAUUCUCACUUUUUGCCCACGGCAGAGAAAUGUUACACCAGAAACGCUACGCUGAGAAAGCUAAAUAUGGUUGAGGACAGAACUAUUCCUAAGGUUUACAUGAACACUCUUUUGCCAAGUGGGAAGUAUGUUGUGGAUGACAUCAAAGAACUGAGGGAAGCUCCAUCUUCCAAGCAGUUCUGUGUUAGGCUCUCUGGAAGCAUUGUUGUUUCCAGUAACAUGCAGCUGGAUCAAAACAGUGGACUCGGCUACUCAAUGCAAGAUUGUGCCAAUAUAAAUACUGUUUGGGCAUCACUUAUAAUUGAGGAAUGUUCUCGUCUCGGUUUGAUGUAUUUUUGUGUAGCCCCUGGGUCAAGAUCAUCUCCCCUUGCUAUUGCUGCUUCCACUCAUCCACACAUUACAUGUGUUGUGUGUUAUGAUGAGCGCUCACUUGCAUUUCAUGCUGUUGGUUAUGCCAGAGGAUCUCGUAAACCAGCAGUAGUCAUAACAUCAUCUGGAACUGCAGUUUCAAAUCUUCUUCCUGCUGUUGUUGAGGCUUCUCAAGAUUUUGUACCUCUUCUCUUGCUCACAGCUGAUCGCCCAGCUGAGCUGCAGGAUGCUGGGGCAAACCAAUCAAUAAAUCAGAUAAAACAUUUUGGUUCUUUUGUGAGGUUCUUCUUCAGCCUUCCUGCACCCUCCGAUUGCAUUCCUGCUAGACUGGUACUUACGACAGUUGAUUCUGCUGUACACUGGGCAACUUCUUCACCUGGUGGCCCUGUUCAUAUUAAUUGUCCUUUCAGGGAGCCACUAGAAAAUAGUCCUAGCAAAUGGAUGUCAAGCUGUUUAAAAGGAUUAGAUUUCUGGAUAAAUAGUGCUGAGCCAUUUACCAAGUAUUUUGAUGAACAUUGUGCUCAUGCAUGUAAAGUUUGCCCUCAUGACAUGUCAGAGGUUGUAAAUGCAAUUCAAAAGGCAAACAAAGGGAUUCUAAUUAUUGGUGGGAUUCAUACAGUGGAUGAGAUGUGGGCGGUUCUUCUCUUGGCUAAACACCUUUCAUGGCCUGUUGUAGCUGAUAUUUUGUCAGGAUUACGGCUGAGAAAACUUUUGACGUCUUUUCCUGAAAUUAAAGCUAACAUCUUAUUCAUUGAUCAUCUUGAUCAUUCUCUGCUGUCAGAUGUUGUCCGUGACUGGAUGCAUGUAGAUGUGAUUAUUCAGAUUGGGAGUAGGAUUAUAAGCAAGCGUGUUUCAAAGAUGUUAGAGGACUGCUCUCCAUGCUCUUACAUCAUGGUGGACCACCAUCCAUUCCGCUAUGAUCCUUCUCAUAUUGUAACACAUAGGAUACAAAGUAGCAUCGUCAAGUUUGCUAAUUAUAUAAUGCAAGUUGAAUUUCCGCAAAAGAGAAACAGAUGGAGCUCUUAUCUACACACAGUGAAUCUGAUGGUAGCCAGGGAGUUGUCAUUUCAAAUUUCUGCUGAAUACUCCUUGACUGAGCCGCAAGUUGCACAAGUAAUUUCAGAAGAACUUUCUGGUGAUACAGCUCUUUUCAUUGGAAAUAGUAUGGCAAUACGUGAUGCAGACAUGUAUGGUCAUGGCUGGUCAAGUUGUGACAGUACUUCAGCAAUGGUUUUAAACUCAGAAGUACUUUGUCAAUUGGUUUGGGUCGUUGGGAACAGAGGAGCUAGUGGUAUUGAUGGGUUGGUCAGUACAGCUGUUGGCUUUGCAGUAGGAUGCAAUAAACGGGUCCUUUGUGUAAUUGGAGAUGUUUCUUUUCUUCAUGAUACCAAUGGCUUGGCACUUUUGAAGCAAAGGAAUUCACGGAAACCAAUGACAGUACUUGUGAAUAACAAUCACGGAGGUGCGAUUUUCAGCCUUCUUCCAAUUGCUGAAAGAACUGAAGAAAGAAUACUAAAUCAAUAUUUCUACACUUCUCAUGACAUUUCAAUCCGUGGACUGUGUAUGGCACAUGGUGUGAAGCAUGUGGAAGUACAGACAAAGGCCGACCUUCAUGAUGCAUUAGUCCGAUCUAAAUACCAAGAAAUUGAUUGUGUUAUUGAAGUUGUGAGCUCUAUCGAUUCCAACGCUACCUUCCACAGUAUUUUGAGAAAGUUUGCACGUCAAGCGGCAGAUCGUGCUUUAAGAUUCCUUCUAAGGCUUCCUGUUGAAGACUCUGUAUCUGAUCUUUUUUGUUGCAAAGUCCAAUCUAUCAAGUACUCAAUAAUUAGAAUACCACUAUGUGCACCACCUACUUUGAGCAUUGUUGAUUACAACAGCACCGGCUUCUAUAGAGAAGGGUUUAUCUUAUCUUUGUCUCUUGAAGAUGGAUCUGUUGGAUUUGGUGAGGUUUCUCCAUUUAAUGUCAGCAAUGCAAACUUGCUGGAAGUGGAAGAACAACUGAGGUUUCUUCUUUAUAAAAUGAAAGAGGCUGAAAUUGAUUGUUUCCUUCCUCUGCUUAAGGGUUCAUUUUCCUCUUGGAUAUGGACCCACUUGGGAAUCCGGCCAUCAUCUCUCUUCCCAAGUGUUAGAUGUGGUUUGGAAAUGGCUAUCCUCAAUGCCUUAGCUGCAAGACAAGGUCUCGAUCUUUUAAGUCUACUCCAUGCUCAAAAAGUUGAAGCUAUACCUAAAGGAUCAUCAAAUGUUAAAAUUUGUGGCCUUGUUGAUUCCAGUGGAACGCCCACUGAGGUUGCUAAUAUUGUUGCGAAACUUGUAGAAGAAGGUUUUGGUGCAAUAAAGCUGAAGGUAGCUCGCCAGAGAAGUCCUUCACACGAUGCUGAAGUAAUACAAGAAGUUAGAAAGAAGAUUGGACACAAAAUUGAACUUCGUGUAGAUGCCAAUCGAAACUGGACCUAUACAGAAGCGAUCGAGUUUGGCUCUCUAGUGAAGGAAUGUGAUUUGCAGUAUAUUGAGGAACCUGUUCAGAAUGAGGCUGAUAUUAUCAAGUUUUGUGAAGAAAGUGGGUUACCUGUGGCAUUGGAUGAAACUCUUGAUUGUCUUCAAGAAAAUUCACUUAAUGAAUUAAUGAAGUAUACUCAUCCAGGAAUAGUUGCUAUUAUUAUUAAACCAGGUGUGGUUGGUGGCUUUGAGAACACAGAAUUGCUUGCCCAAUGGGCCCAAAAGCAUGGGAAAAUGGCUGUUGUAAGUGCUACGUAUGAAAGUGGCCUAGGGUUGUCAGCAUAUAUUCAUUUGGCCUGUUAUCUUGAUCUGAAUUAUGGGGAGAUAAGCAAACUAAUGAACAAGAAAACAGGCCCAUCUGUAUUCCAUGGUCUAGGAACUUACCGAUGGCUUAAAGAAGAUGUGGCUACAACUCCUCUCAAGAUAAGUUGCAAUCCAUACAGUGGCUUCAUAGAAGCAUCUAUUGCUGAUGCUAAUCAACUUCUGCAGUCAUUUCAAAUUAAUCAUCAUAUAGUUCGUAAAGAAUAUACAGGAGGUGAUAUUCGUAGAUACCUACUUCCCGUGGAUGUAAAUGGUGUCUCUUAUUGUAUCCAGGUUCAGGAGAUUGGAGAAUCAUCUCAUGAUAACAUACUUAUUUUCCUUCAUGGAUUUCUUGGAACCAGUGAAGACUGGACAGCUAUCAUGAAGGCUGUUUCCAGAGGAGCAAGAUGUAUUUCAAUUGACCUUCCUGGGCACGGAGGAACACAAAUACAAUAUCAUGGUGAUAAGAAUACCAUACUGAGAACAAGGUUAUCGAUUGAGGUAGUUGCAGAUGUAGUACAUUCAGUGAUUCAUCAUAUUACACCAGAGAAAGUUACUGUCGUGGGAUAUUCAAUGGGAGCCAGGAUAGCAUUGUACAUGGCCCUUAGGUUUACAGACAAGGUGAAUGGAGCUGUUGUAAUAUCUGGAAGCCCUGGAAUGAAGAAUGAAGCAGCAAGAAAAAUCCGGAGAGCCAUAGAUGAUUCUCGAGCACAAUCCCUUGUUUCUUAUGGUUUGGAUAUCUUUCUGGAGACCUGGUAUGCCGGACAACUAUGGAACCGCUUAAGAGAACACCCCAAAUUUAACCAGAUAGUAGGUAGCCGCCGGAAUCACCACAAAGACGUGCGUUGUCUUGCAAAAGUUCUGUCUAAUUCAAGCAUUGGGAGGCAGCUGCCGUUGUGGGACGACUUGAACCGCAGCAAAACGCCCCUUUUGAUCAUUGUUGGAGAAAAAGAUGAGAAAUUCAAAAGAAUAGGUCAAGAUAUGUGCAAUGCGAUUGAUGGCAGUAGGAGAAGUGGUGACGAUGACCCAUCUAAUGAUAAUGCUAUAUCUGAAAUGGUUGAGAUAUCAAAUUGUGGGCAUGCAGUUCACGUAGAGAAUCCUCUCCCUCUCAUCAGUGCAUUAAGGCGAUUCUUGCAAAGACUUAAUCGACAUCGUUCAAGUGCAGACUGAGUCUGAGAGAAGUGUUCAGAGCCCUCCCAUCGAAUCACUUUUUAAUCAAAUGAAUGUGGUUUAAGAAAUACAUGUAAUUUUGCCAAAAAAAAAAAAACAAUUAAUUUAAUGAGUACUCAGUAUAAUAUGGCGUAGCUAAGGGCAGUUAUAUUUUAUCUAGUUCUUACGGGUAAGAUCUUUUCAGACGAUAUAUAUAUAUAUACUAGUUAGAAGCAAUAUGUAAUCCAUAUUUAUUUACUUUUAAAGUUGUAAACAUGCUUAUUUAAACAAAUAUUAUUUUUAUUAUA
This is a messenger RNA of Humulus lupulus (European hop), 5593 nucleotides long. RefSeq names its product protein PHYLLO, chloroplastic. NCBI's taxonomy places the organism in Eukaryota, Viridiplantae, Streptophyta, Magnoliopsida, Rosales, Cannabaceae. Gene Ontology annotation, biological process: menaquinone biosynthetic process; amino acid catabolic process. The coding region runs from base 135 to 5306 and encodes 1723 amino acids. The record is from RefSeq and is a predicted model, not a curated record. Gene Ontology annotation, molecular function: thiamine pyrophosphate binding; 2-succinyl-5-enolpyruvyl-6-hydroxy-3-cyclohexene-1-carboxylic-acid synthase activity. The transcript has 28 exons.